AUGCUUCGUGGGUAUUUUUGGCGGGUUAUUCUCGAGGUCGAUAAUAAGACUUUGGUAGAUAAAAUCAACAAUGGUUCGGAUGCGGGGCAUUUCUCCAACUUGAUUGCUGCGAUUCAAUCUAUAAUUGCUAAGGAUUGUGAUGUUAGAGUUUGUCAUGUUUUCAGAGAAUCAAAUUUUGCGGCAGAUCAUCUCGCUUCUAUGAGCGAUGAGAAUUUGAUUGGGUUCAUCUCUCAUGUUAGUCCUCCGCCCAGCUUAGGCUUUUGGUUAAUACACGAUUUAUACGGUGUGUCGUAUGACCGCUGUGUUUAG
Molecule: messenger RNA, 309 nt
Organism: Mercurialis annua (annual mercury)
Lineage: Eukaryota; Viridiplantae; Streptophyta; Magnoliopsida; Malpighiales; Euphorbiaceae
Exons: 2
Coding region: 1-309 (102 amino acids)
Molecular function (GO): nucleic acid binding; RNA-DNA hybrid ribonuclease activity
Source: RefSeq, a predicted model, not a curated record